AUUCUCUCCCUUCUCACCAGUCAUUCUUUUACUGCCAAAUAUCAACGUUCCAUUCUCUCAGACAUUCUUGGUUUGUCAUUCUUUCAGCCGCAAGCAUUCCCACUCCCCGAUGGAAUUACACUCUGUCCUGCCAUCGAAUGCUCCAGCCUUGCCACCGACCCCCCUUCCAGAGUCUGCUAUUCCGAGCCGGGUAUUGCAAGAACGUUCAGGUAAUAGGGGAAACACUUAUACUGAUGACUCGAAUGUUUGGAAGUCAUCGUUUCCGCCGGUAGAGAAUUUUUAUUCUCACAAUGUGGGUGGUGAUUUCUUCGCUGAGGGCAUCGCUGCUCACCUUUGUGACGAGAAGUCGGAGGAGCAGAUUAAUCAUGAGACUGCAAAGCUGUGGCGAUUACUUGAGCAGUCGGAGAAGUACCGGAAGUAUCGCGCAAGGCAACCCAAGACAAAGAAGGAAAGGGAACAAAAAUGGCCAGAUAAUCUAGAACACGCCUUCUUUAGAGGUUUGGUUCGAUGGGCGCCAAUGGGCCGUCGAAAGCUCAUGAUUGAAGGGGAAUUUCGCGGUCGAAACGAAUUAGUGGCAGACUCGAUCCGAAAGGACACGGGUAUCAGGCGAACAAGGAAGCAGGUCUCAAGCCACAUUCAAGUCCUUAAAAGCAUUCUGUCUGAUAUGCCACGGGUUUUGGUGCACAUGUCCACGGAAGACUUGGGUAGGAAAACGCACCGCCAUUCUGCCGGUCACCCUGGCCACCUGCGAAACCGUCAUGGACUGAAGCCAUCUUCGUAUGAUCAUACCACCCCACCUAGUAUGAAUCCCUGGCAAGGUUACUGCCCAUUGCCGUCUUCUCAGAUGGUUGGGCGGUCUGCAGACCAUACUUAUGGUCUGACCAACUUUGCCAUGUUUGUCCAAGAUGCGAGUAAAAGACCUGUUCACUACUACACCCGGCUCGCCGAAAACUCUAGGCUCGAGGAUCUCAACGUCACCGACAUGGGUUCGUGGAACCAACAGUACCCAGAGUUGGCCUUCCAUGGAACUGAGCAGUUAAGAGAUCGACAGAUAAUUGUAUGCGAUACUUCAAUCAAAAUCAUGACGGAUAAGCCUCCCCAGGAUUCUGAAUUAUCAGUACAAUUCGAUGUUACGAGUCCUCACGACCUCUCAGCUUUCGAGCCAUUGCAAAGCCGUACUCGCUUUUAUGAUAGUGGGGAACUUGCAGACCAGAUCGACGUAGGGGCUGUCAAGAAAGAGACCCACUGUGAUUGUGAGUACGAUGCAGAAACUGGCCGAGUCAGGAUGAAGUUUGGAAGUCGGUUUUGGGUCGGUCGAAUGAGCAGGUUUUCUCGGGAGUGCAGGGAUUCCCGCAUGCUCGAUGAGAAGAACGCGAGAAUGCGCGUUGACAUCAACGUACGCCGUCCGCUGCAAUGCAUGACAGCUGUGCAAGACCUAUACGGUGUGGCAAGAAGUACAGGCAUAUCAAUGUGCUUCCUUACGAUCCUUUGGCGAUUCCAUCAAACGAGAAGCACCUGUGAGCUUGGGACGACUAACUGGCGAAUUGCUAGAUUCCCAUCUCCUGAGCAGAGAUGGGUCAAGACAGAGGGAAUAGGUACUGCCAAAGAUAUCAAGGGAUUAAUGGACAGCACGUCAUCUCCACCAGGCUCUGUGUACUCUUCCCUGCCGCUGAGGUUUCCCAAUCAGCCAUUUUCGCAGCACCCUCACCAACUCGAUCUCGAAAGCCUCUCCACGAUUGCCCUCGAGGGCAUCGGCGACUAUCCGCACUCAGCAACAGCGCCUAGCAUGGCAACCGAUUAUUUGCAAACGCAUUCUCUUCCAGGUCUCCAUCACGCCCAAGGCACAGCCGUCUCUCAAUCCCAGGGCUUCCAUAGCACGAACGAUAUCGACUUCACCAGCGAGCACAUCAACCUCUGCCUCGAGCCAGCGAUCCAUCUUGAUGCGUACGAAAAUUAUGGCUCCCGCGCACCAUCUCUCAAUCCUCUUAAUUCCAUCGUUAGCCUCGAGCAUUCACACACCGACAAUUCAUUUAACGACAUUUCACUCAGCGUCACGACGUCCACUUGCUAUCCAACCAAACCCUGGCCUUAUCCCGACCUCAUCGAGAAGCUUGAAGGCGUCGCCGAACAAACCCAUCGCAGUGUCUUUGACCACGGUACACGGUUUCGAGACAUCGCUAGACACAGUGUUUUGCAUGAUGGACAAGUCGCAAAUGGAAUGUGGAAGUUACAGAGCUCGUCCCAUGAAGAUACCGCUAUGGCGGAUGCUAGAAUAAUAGAAGAGCCCAUGAGCCAGGAGGGAACCGAGGAGCAUGGAAUGGGUGUUGUGGGGUUGAUUGACCGAGAGCAAAGGACGAGGGAGGGAAAAUACCAACCUUAUUAGGGCGAAAUCGCCGGAUAUUAGAAGGCCUUGAGUUUUAAUUCUUAAUUUUUAG
Lindgomyces ingoldianus is the source of this 2435-nucleotide messenger RNA. RefSeq names its product TEA-domain-containing protein. Gene Ontology annotation, biological process: regulation of transcription by RNA polymerase II. Gene Ontology annotation, cellular component: transcription regulator complex. Lineage: Eukaryota; Fungi; Ascomycota; Dothideomycetes; Pleosporales; Lindgomycetaceae. The coding region runs from base 110 to 2383 and encodes 757 amino acids. The record is from RefSeq and is a predicted model, not a curated record. Gene Ontology annotation, molecular function: RNA polymerase II cis-regulatory region sequence-specific DNA binding; DNA-binding transcription factor activity, RNA polymerase II-specific. The transcript has 3 exons.